Molecule: messenger RNA, 930 nt
Organism: Thamnophis sirtalis
Lineage: Eukaryota; Metazoa; Chordata; Lepidosauria; Squamata; Natricidae
Source: RefSeq, a predicted model, not a curated record
AUGGGGAUUUUGCAUUAUCCUUCNCAGCUGGUGGCUCGGCGUCAAAAGUCCUCCUAUAACUACCUUCUAGCUCUCGCGGUGGCUGAUUUGCUAGUCCUUUUCUUCAUCGUCUUUGUCGACUUCCUGUUGGAAGACUUCAUCUUGAAGGAGAAGAUGCCUGACAUCCUGGACAAAAUUAUCGAGGUGUUAGAGUUCUCCUCCAUCCAUACUUCCAUCUGGAUUACCGUACCGCUCACGAUCGACCGAUACAUCGCCGUCUGUCAUCCCUUGAAAUACCACAUGGUUUCCUAUCCCGCUCGCACCCGCAAAGUCAUUGUGAGUGUUUAUAUCAUUUGCUUUCUAACCAGCAUCCCGUACUACUGGUGGCCGAACAUCUGGAAGGAAGACUACACCAGUACGCUGGUUCACCACAUCCUCAUCUGGAGCCACUGCUUCACCAUCUAUCUGGUCCCUUGCUCCAUCUUCUUCGUCUUGAACUCCAUCAUCGUCUACAAGCUCCGGCAGAAGUGCAACUUCCGGCUGCGGGGCUAUUCCACCGGGAAGACCACCGCCAUCUUGUUCACCAUCACCUCCAUUUUCGCCGUCCUCUGGGCCCCGAGGAUUAUCAUGAUCCUGUACCACCUUUACGUCUCCCCCAUCCACAACAGCUGGUCCAUCCACAUCGUCUCCGACGUGGCCAACAUGUUGGCGUUGCUCAACACCGCCAUCAACUUCUUCCUGUACUGUUUCAUCAGCAAGCGGUUUCGCACCAUGGCGGCCGUAAUGCUGAAGGCGUUCUUCCGGUGCCAGAAGCAGCCCGUCCAGUUCUACACAAACCAUAACUUUUCAAUAACUAGCAGCCCAUGGAUAUCCCCGGCCAACUCCCACUGCAUCAAAAUGUUUGUCUACCAAUAUGAUAAAAACGGGAAACCUAUAAAGAUCUCUCCGUGA